This is a messenger RNA of Lactuca virosa, 1830 nucleotides long. Lineage: Eukaryota; Viridiplantae; Streptophyta; Magnoliopsida; Asterales; Asteraceae. The record is from the annotation of a GenBank genome assembly.
AUGAUUUAUAUAUCAAAACAAUCUCUCUCAUUUGCACAUGCAUGUAUAUAUGCAUAUGAAGUAAAAAGUUAACAAAGACUCUCAUCUUUGAAGACAACAACAACAAAGAGGGGGAUUGUACGGUGGUUGCGGAUGAUGAGGUGCCUCGAUUGUGGUAACAAAGCAAAGAAGGAUUGUUUGUACUAUCGGUGUAGGAGUUGUUGUAAAGGACAUGGAUUUAAUUGUCAAACCCAUGUCAAGAGCACUUGGGUUCCGGUUUCUACCAGACAGAUUCUUGUACGAAACUCAACAACAACUCCCUCUAUUGAACAACAACAAAUGAAUCUUUCAUCGUCAUCGGGGAUUGGAGGACAUUUUCCGAUGGAGGUGAGUGGUGAAUCUACAUUUACAUGUGUACGAGUGGCAACAACUUCAAGAGAAAAUGAAGUUGUGGAUCAAUAUGCAUAUGAAACAUCCAUAAACAUAGGAGGGCGUAUAUUUAGAGGCAUUCUAUAUGAUCAAGGGCCUUAUAGUCCAACGAUGGAUUUUCAUGACGUGAAUGUAAAUGCAGGAGAUCAUCGUCCAACCUAACUCACAAAGAUCGUUUCUAUUUGAGGUUAGAUCGAAGCCCUAGAAAGCCCACCGACCACAUUUUACUUCGUUCAUCAUCAUUGUUGCUUCGACUGCUAUCACCAUCUACAGCUUUCACCAUGACGCCUUCACUGACCAUCUUUGCCUUCACCACCACCAUAGAAGCACUAUGAUCUUAAAAUCUCCACUACCACUUCUCCCUUCUCCGACAUCGAUCACAUUGAAUCACUUUUAUUUUGAAUUCUAUUGUUGCUCACUGUCACUUCAUUUGCUAAGGUUUCAAAAAGUGGAAUCAACCACCAACUAUUUCCUUCUCCCCCACACACCAACAUAGAACUUCUUCUACAACCGAUUGGUCUAAAAAUGAGAUUGUAGCUUAUAACCUUGCUUCUAUAUAGGUGUGUCAAGAAACGAUUCCAGUAAAUAUACGGGUUUCAGCCUUUCAGGUAUCACUUAUUUCUCCACCCUCGCCUCUCACUAUUUCUCUCUUUAUCCAUGUGUUGUAUAAUUUUGUAACUGUAAUAUUGGUUUUUUCAUCCUAAAAUGAUAUGGCCGACUCUUGAAUUUUGAUUGUAUAGGAUUGUUGUAUUAUUGAACCUUCUGAAAUAGGGUUUCUAGAAUUCAACAACAUUGAUGUUUUUCACAUUCUCUCCAUCAAAGCCUUCUCCCCUACUGAAAAUUUAGGGCUCAAACAAGCUCAAUUUUUUCUUUAUUUGUUAGUUUUGCUUCCUUAAAGCUUGAAUUAUGGGAACAUUGGUCAAAUUGAGGCUAUGGUAGGAGAGUGGCCGCCUUCAUGGACUUUCGUCACUGUAGAUCCAUCUACAAAGCACCUUUAUGGAAUUUCUAUGGUUCAUCCUAUCAGAAUCAUAUGAAUUAUGGCUUCGAAUCCACUCUCAGGUAUGAAUCACUAUAAUUAAUAUAUACUUUCUUCACAUCUAAUCAUACUUUUAUUCAUUUUUCUGCCAUAAAUCCUAAUGGAAAUGGGCCAACCAUCCCAUAUUUCUCCAUAAAUAUAAAUAAAUUGAUCCAUGAGCAAUUAAAAGCACAGUUACAACCGGAUGGAAUCUUUAUCGUAUCCUUGGGUUUUGCUGUGAACAUUAACCAACUAUAACGCAUGGUAAGUCAUAACAGUCUGUUGACUAUGAACUCAAAAUGUGUAUUGAAGAAUUUAUAUAGGGCUCCAACUAAACCCCAGCUUAGUGUUGUGCUUGUAUGUGGUGAUAUAGGCAUUUGUGGGAUCCUGAACAAAUGACUUUGUUG